This is a messenger RNA of Physella acuta, 1174 nucleotides long. RefSeq lists its product as uncharacterized. The record is from RefSeq and is a predicted model, not a curated record. NCBI's taxonomy places the organism in Eukaryota, Metazoa, Mollusca, Gastropoda, Physidae.
CUACAUGCUGUGGCCAUAACACAGGCGACAAAAACAAACGUGUUGCGCCAUGUCUGACAACAAUAUGGCGGCCGUCACAAUCUAACAGCUCCUUCAACUCUACGAACCAGACGAGAUGAAGAUGGUCAGUGUAUGCACCGGAUUGACGCUCUUGCUGUGUCUGCUUCACAUCUCAUCAGCUUCACAGGUGGCGUUUGUUGCCCAGCCUAUGAUAAUUGACCCGAUCCUCACCAGUACUCUGACACUUCGAUGUUCCAUCACAUCCCCGCCUAUGUCGACAAGACAGCUGCAUGUUGAAUGGCCAACCAACCCGCCGCUAUCUACCCAAGUCUCACAAGUGUUGUCAGUGGGGAUCUUCGCCUUCGACCACAACAUCAACCGAAACCAGCUGGUGGCCAGCGUUCGAACGUCGGAGCAUGCAAGCAUAGAACAGACCUACGCCGGUUUGGUGAGGGUUGAGGGUAGUACAAACACAUCACAGACCCCGGGGGAAAUGGCGUAUCUUCAAGUCCAAUGGGACAAUCCGUUAGAGGAACAAGCUGUGAGCUAUACCUGCGAGGCUUCAAUGCUGACGUUGACCGGUCAAACUACGAGCAUGAGUAAUGUUUUAGAAGUGACAUCAUCAGACCCGACUAUAUCAGACUUGGUUAAGUUCAUUUCUCAACAUAAGCAACAGAUUUCUGAUCAAGAGAAAAAAAUCGCACUUUUACAAGAAGAAAAUCAACAUCUUAGGCAAGCAAUAAUUUCUAUACAAUCCAACGCCAGCCAUUAUGCUUUAGACGGUGGCGCCAUACAACAGCAGAUUACAGUGCUGCAACAGAACUUCAGCUCGCAAACACAAGAGCUGCGGGCUAAAGUGGAGGAGAUGAAAGGACAAAACAUAGAAUCUGGCAUCGCCGUGUGCCAUACCCACUACGUCAGUUUCAAGAGACGCUACCUGGUCAAGCCGACAGUCCUGACCACGUUCGUCAGGCUUGGGUUCACGACCAGUCCCAACAAAGACACGGCAGACACGUUUGUCUUCCAGGUGAAUACGGAGAAUGUUGACGUCACCGGCUUCAAUGUCACGUGCAUCAACUCCGGGUACAGCUCUAUAGCUGAUUUUGUUUGGCUCGCAAUAGACAAUUAAAAUAAAUGUCUGUCUUCAGUAAUACAAAUAAAAUCAUACAUUGAA